AUAAUUAAAAAGUACUGUAUCAUUUUAUUGCAUGUGUAAUGAAUUUGAUUGAACAAAAAGUCGUACACAAUAAUAUAAUUAAAUUUAUAAUUGAUAGUAAAUUAUUGAAGAGUAUGUGAUACUUUAAAUAUCCAUUGUGUAUACAAUAAAAUAUUAUAAUGUACUCGUUCGAGGGCGAUUUUAGGCGGAAGCCACAACAGAAUCUAGCAGGUGCCAGUGCUCAACGCAAAACAGAUAGAGAAACUCUUAUUCUUCAGUCACAACAACAAAGACAAAAGCGUGAGGAACACAGAAAACGACUACACAGUACUAUAAAAAUUCAAGCCUAUGUACGUAGUUACCUUACAAGAAAACAUUUCAAGCAAAAUGAAAGAGAAGAGUUUGAUUGUAUCUUUUCAAAAGUAAACAAUGAUGAUCAAACUUUGAUAACAUUACUCCUAGCAAAGAUACUUUUCUUUUAUGAUGACAAAAAGGAUUGUGCAAGAUUGGUUUCUAUUUCACAACUGUUGCUGAAGCAAAGAAAUAGGCUUUUACAAAAUUUGGAAUCAUUAGUACAAAUAAGAAGACUUCUGGCAUUACACCUACGUUUGUUAAGAGAUGAUAGUGAGGUGCCUUUAGCUGUACCACUUAGGAUGUUUGAAGUAUUUACAUCAGUAAGUUCUACUGAAACAUCCACGAGUUGUGAUGAGGCUGUUAAAAAUAUAGGAGCAACGUUUUUGUAUUUAAUAAAGAGGGGCUAUUUUAAAGAUUUAAGACAGCUACUAUGUCAGAAAACACCACCACUGUAUGGACCAUCACCAAACCCACCAACACCACUGUGUGGAGCUUUACUAGAUCUAAUACAAAGGCCAUUAAAUUUGACUAGUCACGUCAAUUUACCUCAGUAUGAUGACAUGGUUAUGACGGAAUUUGCAGCAUCAUUUCUUUGUAAUCCAUAUCCUGAACCGGUAGAAAUGUACAUGUUACCUGCGUUAACACAGGACACCAGUAAAAGAUUUCCAUUUUUACAACUGCUCUGGUGUUUAAAUGAAGAUAAGUUUAGAUCAAGAAGACUGCUGAAUGACUCAUGGUUACUGCAUUCAAUUUUGACAUUAGAACCACCGGGAUUUGCUAAUGAUAUACGUCAAAUAGAUAACUCAAGACUGCCACAUAAUCGAAUCAUCAUAGAAUAUUUUAAAAUAAUAGCCAAAUUAACAGUGAAUGUAUGCAAUAAGCAAAUAACUUAUGAUUAUGAGGACUCCCUGUACAGUCAGGAAACUGCAGCUGAUAAUGAUGACGAUAGUGAUAGCGACAACGAACCGAACCCAACAUCAGUCAGAGAACAAAUGCUGCUCACGAGAUGCAUAGAAAUAUUGAACGAACCUGACCGUUGUGUAUUGACGACAUGUUCACAGAUAACAGAGUGCGAUUUGAGUGAUGAGUUUCUUGACAGCAUGUCAAAAAUAUGCCAUAAUUUACUAUUGAGUCAUAGGAUGGCGUUACACAAGUAUAGGUUACUUUACACUUUAGCAUUUAAGCCGAUAUUCCUUCGUGGACUGUGGCAGUGGUUAAGCAGUAUGAGCCACGAAUCUUCAUUCGGUGGCUCAGCAACACCAUUGCUCUCAGCGCUGUCAAGGGGAAUGGGUUCUGAAACAUCAGUCAUCGGGGUACAUAGGCUAUUGGCCCCAUUAGCCGUGUUUUGUGCACUGUUUUCACUUUUGAUUGGCACAUUACAUGAUACGGAAUUCUUUAAGGAUACCGAUGGAGAAGAAAAAAUGAUUAUUUCAGAAUCAUGCAAUUCAAGCACGACAGUUGUGGGGCGUAUUCACGCAUUUGACUUCUCAGAACUAGGUGGCCUUUGUCGGACUCUAAAACAUGUGUGUCUCGGCUUAGUAGAGCUAGCGUAUCCAGAAUCCAGGCCAUCCAUCUUUGGACAGUAUAAAGACGCGGUCGGUGGUAGUCACGAGCUCAAUGAGAGAAAUCAGACGCCAGCAUGGGCUCACUUGUUUAAGGUUUGUACGCAGCUGCUGCGAGCGCUGUACGCACGCGACGCGCGGCUGCAGUUCUGCGGCGCGGCGGGCGCGGGGAGCGGGAGCGGCGGCGCGGCGAGCGCGUGGAUCGCGUCGGGCGCGGGCGUGCCGGGCGACGGCGCGGAGGCGGCGCUGGUGGCCGCGCGCGCGCCGCGCUCCGCGCGCCCCUACCGCGCCGCCGUGCCGCGCCUCACCGGCGACCAGGAUGAAGGUCCACCUUUAACCAUCAAAGAACUUAGGACGGUCACAAUUUUGAGAGAAAUUCCGUUCGUCGUACCAUUCUCGACACGAGUUCUAAUAUUCCAAGGUCUUUUGAUGAGGGAAAAGCAAGAUCACUGGUACGAGAUGACCAAUUUUAACGAAGGUCCUUCAAUAAUAAUCAGUGUCCGGCGUACUCAUUUAUAUGAAGAUGCUUUUGACAAACUCAGUCCUGAUAAUGAACCAGAUCUGAAACUUAAACUUCGGGUACAGUUGAUAAAUCAAGCGGGCGCGGAAGAACCCGGCGUUGAUGGAGGUGGACUUUUCAGAGAAUUUCUUUCAGAACUAUUGAAGUCCGCAUUCGAUCCCAACCGCGGUCUCUUCAGGUUGACGAAGGACAACAUGCUGUAUCCCAAUCCUGGAGUUCACCUGUUGUAUGAUGACUUUCCGAUGCACUACUUUUUUGUCGGAAGAAUGCUGGGAAAGGCGCUGUACGAAAACCUCCUCGUGGAGUUGCCGCUGGCGGAGUUCUUCCUGGCGAAGCUGUGCUCCACGCGCGAGCCGGACGUGCACGCGCUGGCGUCGCUGGACCCCGGCCUGUACCGCGGCCUGCUGCUGCUCAAGUCGCACCGCCGCGCCGACGUGCCCGACCUCGGCCUCGACUUCACCAUCGUCAGCGACGAGCUCGGCGAGCAGCGGAUCGAAGAGCUGAAGCCGGGCGGCGCGAACAUUCCUGUAACGGCAGAAAAUAGAAUCGAAUACAUUCAUCUUGUUGCUGAUUACAAAUUAAAUAGGCAAAUAAGGUCGCAAUGCAACGCAUUCAAGCGCGGGCUAACGUCCGUGGUGAAUGCGGAGUGGCUGCGGAUGUUUUCCUGCAGGGAGUUGCAGCUGUUAAUAUCUGGAGCCGAAGUUCCCAUUGAUCUUGACGAUCUUAGAAGGAACACGCAAUACGGAGGUGGUUUCACGGCGACGCACCCGACAGUGCAAUGCUUCUGGAAGGUUGUGGAGAACUUCACAGACGACCAACGACGGCAGUUACUGAAGUUCGUCACGAGUUGUUCCAGACCGCCUCUCUUAGGUUUUAAGGACCUGCAGCCACCCUUCUGCAUCCAAUCCGCGGGAGCGGCUGAUCGCCUCCCUUCUUCUUCCACCUGCAUGAACCUGCUGAAGAUCCCCGAGUACCAUGCCGAGGAAUUGCUGGCAGAGAAGCUGCUGUACGCAAUCCAGGCGGGCGCCGGUUUCGAACUUAGUUAACUUGGUGAUCUGUGCGGCAGACUAGAUGAGACUCAACUAGUGUAGUAUCGGUUUUUACAUGGAACUAUUAUUUUCGUGGUCGUACCUACUAUACACUAUUUAUACCGAUCGUUAAUCUCAAUGUGAUAAAACUCCUUUCGUAGUUGUAAAUAAAUGUUACUGUCAUUUGGUUUAUGUACUUUUAUUUAUUUUUAGAGGCAAAUAUUUCUCAAAUAAAUUGUAAAAAUGUUUUCCGAUUUUUUUAUGAAAUACUCAAAAGUACUAAGAGUAGAAACAUUCGAGUUAUUGAUGUGAUGUGUGUUGUAAAUAGUACCUAAAUCUGGGUAAGAUUAACUUAUAGCUGUAAUGUUAAAUUAUAUGUGAUGGGUAUAUCAUUUGAAAAUAGAAAUCUCGGUGUUCAUAUUUACGUUUGUGAUUUUAUUUCAAAGUUUACAUCUGAAAGUGUCAAAUAAAUUUUUUUAAACCAU
Vanessa atalanta (red admiral) is the source of this 3928-nucleotide messenger RNA. RefSeq names its product ubiquitin-protein ligase E3C. NCBI's taxonomy places the organism in Eukaryota, Metazoa, Arthropoda, Insecta, Lepidoptera, Nymphalidae. The transcript is spliced from 21 exons. Gene Ontology annotation, biological process: protein polyubiquitination; ubiquitin-dependent protein catabolic process. The record is from RefSeq and is a predicted model, not a curated record. Bases 159 to 3461 code for a protein of 1100 amino acids. Gene Ontology annotation, molecular function: ubiquitin protein ligase activity; protein binding.